Messenger RNA from Durio zibethinus, 2741 nucleotides. The record is from RefSeq and is a predicted model, not a curated record. Lineage: Eukaryota; Viridiplantae; Streptophyta; Magnoliopsida; Malvales; Malvaceae.
GUAUAAAACAUGCUUUCUUUUAACAUGGUAGAGGUAGUAUAGCUUUUUUUUUUCCCUCUUCUUUUGCUUCUUAGAGUUCUUAACUUUUUUUUUUGGGGGUUACAUAGAGUUCUUACUUUAUCGAGAGAAGGGGAAACAAAAUGAUACUAUAUUUUUAGUAGUAGACUUUUUUUUUUUGGAAAAAACAGCUUUGUUAAAGGCAAAUAGACAGUAAAGAAGAGAUUUUUUCUGGGGUUGGGAAGAGAACAGAGGAAAAGACAGAAAGUGCAACGUCAGAGGGUUCCCCCUCUUUGGUUUGUGGUUUUGGGUUCUUGUUUUGGAUUGGUUGAGGAUUACAGAGGGAUCUCUUCUCAGUUCUCAUCCACAUCUCUAUCUUUCUCUCUGUCCGAGUUUUAUGAGCUGAGUCUUUUUCUUUAUCCUUUUAUUUUUUGUUCAUAUUUGUGUGGUUAUUGUUGUAUUUUUUUGGGUAUUAGCAGCUAAAGUUUUACUCAAAACAUGAAGCUCAACAGUGGAUAAGAGGGUUUUUUUUCUAAGAAACAAAAGAAAUUGUCUCUUGGCUCUUGGGUUGAGGCCAAACCAAAGAAAGAAACCAUCAAAGGUCUAUGAUGAGGAUUAUGGUAUUCAUUCAUAUAUGUUAAUCCAUGGUCCAUGAUGCAAACUUGAUCAGAGUUCUAGAAUUGGUUGUGUAAGAGAAGAUGAUGAAAGGGUUGUUAUUCCACCAACAACAGCAACAGCAACGAGCUUUGGAAGAGAAUAUGUCUAAUUUGACUUCUGCAAUAUCUGGUGAAGCAAGUGUUUCUUCAGGCAAUAGAACUGAAGCUGCCACCAACUAUACUCAACAGUACUUUAGUUCUCCACCACCUCAAACUCAGCCUGUUAAGAGAAAGAGAAACCUGCCAGGCAACCCAGGUUUGGGUUCAAACCCUUACCUUAACACCAUUAUUUCUAUUGCUUAUUUUAUUUGUUUCUGGGACUUAAAUUUGAAAAUUUUUUAUGCAUUUUUUGGGUGUUUUUUUGAAUCAGACCCAGAUGCAGAAGUGAUAGCUUUGUCUCCUAAAACACUCAUGGCAAGAAAUAGAUUUGUGUGUGAGAUCUGCAACAAAGGGUUUCAAAGAGACCAGAACCUUCAGCUUCAUAGAAGAGGGCAUAAUUUGCCAUGGAAGUUAAAGCAAAGAACAAGUAAAGAAGUGAGGAAGAAGGUGUAUGUCUGCCCAGAACCCAGCUGUGUGCAUCAUGACCCAUCGAGGGCGCUUGGCGACUUGACAGGAAUCAAGAAGCACUUCUUCAGGAAGCAUGGUGAGAAGAAAUGGAAAUGUGAAAAGUGUUCGAAGAGAUAUGCAGUUCAAUCGGAUUGGAAAGCUCACUCCAAGACUUGUGGCACCAGAGAAUACAGAUGUGAUUGUGGAACCCUCUUCUCAAGGAGGGAUAGUUUCAUCACUCACAGAGCAUUCUGUGAUGCUUUAGCAGAGGAGAGUGCAAGAACAAUCACGGGAGCUAACCCACUUCUCUCCCCGCACCAACCAGGCGCAUCAUCGGCAGCAGCAUCUCACAUUAAUUUACAAGACAUCCAACUCCAAGCAUUUUCACUUAAGAAAGAGCAACAUAGUUUCAGUACAGCUCUAAGGCCAGAGAUUCCAACAUGGCUCGCCAGCCAACCAAUGCUAGGGGCUGGUCUUGGCCCACCACAGCCUAUAGACCUUUCCUCCUCAUCAUCAUCAAUCUUCUCAUCAAGAUUAGAUCAUCAAGAAUUCACACAAACGCACCAUCAAGAUUUAACACUUCAUGAAAACCCCAGCCCUAACCCCAGUCUCGGCCCCACUCUUCCCCAAUACCAUCCAACAACAGUAACUUCCCCACACAUGUCAGCUACUGCAUUGCUUCAGAAAGCAGCUCAGAUGGGUGCAACCAUGAGCAGCAAAACUGGCUUAUCAUCAGCACCAGCUACUACUGCUACUGCUGCAGCGGUCUCCUUUUUGAGACCCCACCAACAAACUCACGUGUCUGCUGGUUCUGCUGGCAGUAACGAUGACACAACAGCUGGUUUUGGGCUUAACUUGUCUUCAAGUGAGGAACUGGCUGUGGGUAGUAGUGGAUUUAUCCAUGGCUUGGCUCCUUUCGGGAACCACAAACCUGCUACAGCUGCCAAUGCUGGUGAUCAUGCCGCUGGCUCAGGUGCUCCUCCUUCCCUUCUUCAAAACAUGAUGAAUUCUUUUUCUUCUACCACUGGAUUUGACGCCACUUCCUUUGAUGAUAUUGCAUUUGGUGGGAUUUUGAACGCAAAGAAGGGUGGGAGUUUCACCAAUGAAUCAUUCUUGAAAACAACUACAACAACGCCAACUACGAUUGCCACUAGAAACGAUCAUGAAACUGGCGUUAGUACUCAAGGCUUGACAAGAGAUUUCUUGGGUCUUAGAGCUUUCUCUCAUAGCGAUAUUCUCAAUAUUGCUGGUCUUAGAAGUAACUCCAUGAACACUUCGCAUGAACAACGCAACUACUCCGAAAAACGAUGGCAAGGUUAGGUAAUAUAGAAACCCUUUUCUUUUUUAUUUUCCCUCUUGUAAACUUCUUUCAAAUACUAUAUCUUAAUAUUCUCCUUUUACCUGUUUCUUUCUUUUUAUUAAAUCUCCUUCUGCCUUUGCUACAAUCUUUCCAAAGGGAAUGACCUCUCUCAAAAAACUGAUAUAUAAUAUCAGUUCCGUAUACGUAUCCCAUGUUGCAAAAUUUUGCCUUUUUUGUUUAAA